This is a messenger RNA of Centruroides sculpturatus (bark scorpion), 811 nucleotides long. Its product is annotated as neuroglobin-like. The transcript is spliced from 3 exons. Gene Ontology annotation, molecular function: oxygen binding; heme binding. The record is from RefSeq and is a predicted model, not a curated record. NCBI's taxonomy places the organism in Eukaryota, Metazoa, Arthropoda, Arachnida, Scorpiones, Buthidae. The coding region runs from base 204 to 740 and encodes 178 amino acids.
ACGUAUUAACAAAUAAAGUUUAAAUUCUAUUUAAAAUUUAACCAAUAAACUUGAAUUAGAAUUCAAAAUAAACCAAUUAAACUGUUCCGAUUUUUUAAAUGAACCAAUGAAGCUAAUAGUGAGAGUAAUAUACUUAAAAUGCAAAAAAUAUUCAUUAAAAUCGAUUUUAAUUAAUUAAUUUCGACUGAUUAAUUGUCAAUUAGAUGGGUUGUAACGUUGGACGUCAAACAGUGCUUAAAGGAAAAACCGAAGAACAAUUAUUAGCAAAUUUAACUUCUCGACAAAUAGAACUUGUUACAGAAACUUGGCAAAUUGUAUCUCAAGACAUGGCGAAUGUAGGAGUUAUAAUAUUUCAAAGAUUACUAACGCAGCAUCCAGAACUGUGCAAACUCUUCAAGAAAUUCAUGACAUUAAAAGAAGACGGAACUUACGAUUGGGAUCUUGGUGGCAUGGAAAGGCACGCUCUUCUAGUUAUGCAGGCAUUAGAAGCUGCCAUUGAUAAUUUAGAUGAUAGCCGUGUAUUAUCUGGGAUUUUAUUCGAAUUGGGAUGCAAACACGCACGUUACAACGUACAAGAAGAUAUGUUUGAUAAAUUAUGGGAUGCAUUAAAAAGUGGAUUAGAAGAGACUUUACAAGAACAAAUGACUAAAGAAGUGACUCAAGCGUGGUUUUCUGUUUUUAGGUACAUUUCUCAUCACAUAGUUAAAGGGAUGAGAGAUUAUCGCAAGAGAUCUCAAUAAUAAAAUAUGUUAUAAAUAAAUAAUUAAUGUGAAAUAAUUAAAUAUAUAUAUAUAUAUAUGUAUUUGUGUAU